AUGAAAGAUUUCCGGAACCCUUCGACCGUGUCCGCUCUCAGCUCGGCAACAGUUCUGCACAUCUGGCUCACGGGCAGGUGGAUGUCGGCGUUCGUGAUGGUGCCCAGCUCACCACUGCCUCGGCUUCUUAUUCAGGGUCUGCUCGAAGAGCGUGGUGACCACGUACCGGUCGCCCUUGUUGGAAAAUUUAAACGCCAUGAAAGAUUUCCGGAACCCUUCAACCGUGUCCGCUCUCAGCUCGGCAACAGUUCUGCACAUCUGGCUCACGGGCAGGUGGAUGUCGGCGUUCGUGAUGGUGCCCAGCUCACCGCUGCCUCGGCUUCUUAUUCAGGGUCUGCUCGAAGAGCGUGGUGA
Messenger RNA from Prorocentrum cordatum, 354 nucleotides. NCBI's taxonomy places the organism in Eukaryota, Dinophyceae, Prorocentrales, Prorocentraceae. The record is from the annotation of a GenBank genome assembly.